AUUUUCUAUAAGCUCCUUUAUGUAGUUUGGUUUUAUGGCGUCAGGAAAUAGUAACAUAAUAGCAAUUGGACUGAAUUGGAUUCGGAUAUUUGUAUUGUAACAUUUCGGUGUCAGCGUAUUAGGACAUCACAAACAUGACAGAAGGGCGGUGUCGUAGAAUACUGAUAUUCACAUUCCUUGUAAUGCAUUCAAUGACCUACGUGACGUCACACAUAGAUUCCUCCGUGUCGUCUCAAAUAUCUGCUGAAAACACGAGAAGACACAAUGCGCGAAACAACGUAGAGACCCAAGACUGGCAGUACGAGGGCCUCCCCAUCGAGUACCCCAACCGCAAGGACUUCGAUGGCGCAAACCAUGACGUGGAAUUAACAAUGGCAGCCACACAGGCUACGACUACGAAGCUGGUGUUGGACCGUCGUUACCGCCGCAUCUACAACCCUGACGAGGUGGCCACCAUCGAGGAGUUCCCGUACAUGGCCGCCCUGCUGGUGAACAACGAGCUCUGGUGCGGCGGCGUCAUCAUCGACAAGGACAAGGUCCUCACUGCGGCUCACUGCUUACAACUCCAAUACAACAAUCGAUUCUUCCGUGAAUAUGUGAAAAUGUUGACGGUGAGAGUUGGGUCCACGAACGCCACGUCUGGUGGUGAGCUGCUGCGUGUCUCCGAGAUCUUCUUCCAUCCCAACUACAAGCCACAGACCCUGGAGUUCAACUACGCUGUGCUGAAGCUCCAUAAGAACCUGACCUUCGGUAGACGGGACCCAUACAUAGAGAAGAUUACCUUCGCUAGAGACAAAGUGGUUCCUGUUGAUAAUAAAAUCAUGUUCCUUGGUUGGGGGUCUGUUUUGGGUGUCAGCGGAGCAGGAGGUCAGGUUCUACUCCAGAAGGUCGUUCUCCCUGUAUACGACUCAGCGGACUGUCAGGAGAUAUAUGGCAAAGACUUAGUCACCCGAACGAAUUUCUGCGCAGGAUACAUUACGCUACCGAAAAACGUUUGUAAUCACGACGCGGGUGGCCCAGCAGUAAUGGACGGUGUGCUGAUAGGAGUGCUCUCGUUCUCGUCCAAGCGCUGCGACCAGGCAGACCAGCCCGCCGUGUUCUCCACUGUGGGAGCCAUCGCGACGUGGCUCGAUGGACUCGGCCAAUCCAAAGUGCAGUUACGGGCACUACUACAAUGAAGAAAUACAAAACAGUUUGUUUAAGGACUGGUAGAAAAACGUCUACAGAAUUAAAUGUUAAAAAAACUAAAACAAGCGUUUAUUUCCCUAAAACCUGAAAUGGUCGUAUGACAAUAAAACAAACACAUAGACAACGUUCACAUAUAUAUUUUCACUAAUACUGUACACCCAUUUAACUCGCUCAACUAUUCAAGAAAAGACCAUUAGGGUUAAUUUUUAAAACUUUUAAUAUUUUCUAUUCAACAUACAACAUUGAAUAACAUACAAUUUUAAGAUUAUAGAUAUACUUUUUUUG
Messenger RNA from Spodoptera frugiperda (fall armyworm), 1473 nucleotides. RefSeq names its product trypsin-7-like. The coding region runs from base 135 to 1178 and encodes 347 amino acids. Lineage: Eukaryota; Metazoa; Arthropoda; Insecta; Lepidoptera; Noctuidae. The transcript has 9 exons. The record is from RefSeq and is a predicted model, not a curated record. Gene Ontology annotation, biological process: proteolysis. Gene Ontology annotation, molecular function: serine-type endopeptidase activity.